AUGACAAGAGCCAACCUUGGCAAAUUGCAUCCUUUUAAUCCUGAGAUUGAUAGGACAUUUUGUCAUUUAAGUAAAACACAUAAAAGGCUUUCCUUCAUCGAGGUUCAAAUUGAUAGCAGUGUAGGUUCUACUAGUAGUGUUAAUCAUUAUGUUUUUGUGCAUUUUGAAUCUUUGCAUUCUGAUUUCGAGCGUAUUACUACUAAUAUGGCUAAUAGAACCUUGAAGGAACUUGCAGCACCUGAUCUGAGAGCCUUUCCUUUUUCACUGGAUGGUUCUGCCAAAGAUUGGCUAUACUACCUACAUCCAGGCUCUAUCACCUGCUGGCUAGACAUGAAAAGGCAAUUCCUAGAGAAAUUCUUCCCUGCUUCAAGAGUUGCUGCCAUAAGAAAAGACAUUAGUGGCAUAAGACAAAUCAAUGGUGAGACAUUACAUGAGUAUUGGGAAAGAUUCAAGAAGCUGUGUGCUAGUUGUCCACAUCACCAGAUAAGUGACCAGCUUCUAAUCCAGUAUUUUUACGAAGGACUUUUUCUGAUAGACAGAAGCAUGAUUGAUGCUGCUUCUUGUGGUGCAUUAGUAGACAAAACACCUGUUGCAGCCAGAGAUUUGAUUGCUAAUAUGGCUGCUAAUGCACAACAAUUUGGUACACGAGCUAUGUUUUUAGUUAGAGGAGUAAAUGAAGUGCAAACUUCUGAUGCCAACCAGCAAAGGAUGGAGAACCGAAUUGAAGAGUUGACAUCAUUGGUUAGGCAAAUGGCUCUUGGUCAGCAGCGGCCCCAGCAAACCAUGCCACUAGCAACCAUUAUUUGUGGCAUUUGCUCUCUCCCCAACCAUCCAACAGAUCAGUGUUCAGAAUUGAGAGAGACUACUAAUGAGACAGUUGUUGGAAUUUUUCCUGGUAAACCCUUUCUCCAACACAUACAAUCCUGGUUGGAGAGAUCAUCUAAACUUAAGGUAUGGUCCAAGUCCAGGGCAAUUCCCUCAACAAAACAGCAGUGCAGACCCAAGCCUAACAAAUUGGUAAAGCAGAUGGCAAAUAACAGUGUUCAGUUCCAGCAUAGAAUAGAAGUCAGUAUCCAAAAUUUGCAAACGCAAAUUGGCCAGUUAGCCACAACUAUGAAUGAACUUAAAUCACAGGGAUCUGGAAAUCUUCCCUCCCAAACCGUGGCCAAUCCAAAGAAUGUGAGUGCUAUCACCCUAAGAAGUGGCAAGGAGCUGCAAGUACCAAACCAGGCAGAAGGUUCAGAUUCUGCAAGUGGUGAAGAUAAAAAUGAUGCUGCUAACGAAUCAGAUUCUGCAGAACUAGCCAAAAAGAGCAGCAGCAGGGAAGCAGAACCAAGUAUUCCAGUGCCUUUUCCAAAUAGAGUGACACAGAAUAAGACGCUGGCAGAGGCAGAAUUGAACAAGGAGAUCAUGGAGACUUUUAGGAAGGUAGAAAUUAAUAUCCCACUCCUAGAAGUGGUCAAGCAGAUCGCAAAAUACGCCAAAGAAGAAGGCUGA
This is a messenger RNA of Abrus precatorius (Indian licorice), 1497 nucleotides long. RefSeq lists its product as uncharacterized. Bases 1 to 1497 code for a protein of 498 amino acids. The transcript is spliced from 3 exons. NCBI's taxonomy places the organism in Eukaryota, Viridiplantae, Streptophyta, Magnoliopsida, Fabales, Fabaceae. The record is from RefSeq and is a predicted model, not a curated record.